Messenger RNA from Chrysochloris asiatica (Cape golden mole), 2161 nucleotides. It is a transcript of the gene COL9A2, whose product is annotated as collagen, type IX, alpha 2. Bases 1 to 2067 code for a protein of 688 amino acids. The record is from RefSeq and is a predicted model, not a curated record. NCBI's taxonomy places the organism in Eukaryota, Metazoa, Chordata, Mammalia, Afrosoricida, Chrysochloridae. The transcript has 32 exons.
AUGGCCGCUGCGGCCACCCCCCACAGCCUCCUGGUUCUCCUCCAGGUGCUCGGACUCGCCAUGGCACAGAUUAGAGGUCCGCCCGGAGAACCAGGACCCCCCGGACCCCCGGGACCGCCGGGAGUGCCUGGAUCAGACGGCAUCGACGGAGACAAAGGGCCUCCUGGAAAACCUGGCCUUCUGGGACCUAAAGGGGAGCCUGGCAAACCAGGACCAGAUGGGCCAGAUGGGAAACCUGGGAUUGACGGUUUAACCGGAGCCAAGGGGGAGCCUGGUCCCCUGGGAAUCCCCGGAGUCAAGGGCCAGCCUGGUCUCCCAGGUCCCCCUGGCCUUCCAGGCCCUGGCUUCGCUGGACCUCCUGGACCAGUUGGACCUGUUGGCCUCCCUGGUGAGAUUGGAAUCCCAGGCCCCAAAGGUGAUCCUGGACCAGAGGGACCAGCCGGACCUCCGGGACCCCCUGGGAAACCGGGCCGCCCAGGAACCGUCAAUGGCCUCGAAGGCAGCGCAGAUUUCCUGUGUCCAACCAACUGUCCUGCGGGUGUGAAAGGUCCCCAAGGGCUACAGGGAGUGAAGGGGCAUCCAGGCAAGCGUGGGGCUCUGGGAGAUCCUGGCCAUCAGGGGAAGCCAGGUCCCAAGGGAGAUGUGGGUGCCUCUGGAGAGCAAGGCAUUCCUGGACCGCCGGGUCCCCAGGGCAUCAGGGGCUACCCGGGCAUGGAGGGAUCUAAGGGAGAGACGGGUCCUCAGGGGUACAAAGGCAUGGUGGGCUCCGUUGGUUCUGCUGGGUCCCCGGGUGAGGAAGGGCCACGGGGGCCCCCAGGCCGAGCAGGAGAGAAGGGAGAUGUGGGCAGCCAAGGUGUGCAAGGAACUCAGGGAAUAACAGGCCCUAAAGGAGCAACUGGUCCACCGGGCAUUGAUGGCAAGGAUGGGACCCCCGGCAUGCCUGGCAUGAAGGGCAGUGCAGGACUGGCUGGACGGCCAGGAAACCCAGGUCACCAGGGUCUAGCGGGUGUGCCAGGCCAGCCUGGAACUAAAGGGGGCCCUGGAGACAAGGGUGCGCCAGGCCAGCAGGGCCUCCCGGGAUUCUCUGGUCCCCCUGGGAAGGAGGGAGAGCCAGGGCCUCGAGGAGAAAUUGGUCCCCAAGGCAUCAUGGGGCAGAAGGGUGACCAGGGUGAAAGGGGGCCAGUGGGGCAGCCAGGUCCUCAAGGUCGGCCGGGCCCAAAAGGAGAGCAGGGAUCACCUGGAAUUCCAGGGCCCCAAGGCUUACCAGGCAUCAAGGGAGAUAAGGGCUCUCCCGGGAAGACUGGCCCCCGCGGUGGAGUGGGUGAUCCAGGUGUAGCCGGCCUCCCAGGAGAGAAAGGCGAGAAGGGGGAGUCUGGCGAGCCGGGACCCAAGGGACAGCAAGGAGUCCGUGGAGAACCAGGCUAUCCUGGGCCCAGUGGGGAUGCAGGUGCCCCAGGGGUGCAGGGCUACCCGGGGCUCCCUGGCCCUCGAGGACUGGCUGGUGACAGAGGCGUGCCUGGACUUCCUGGGAGACAGGGCGUGGCGGGUCGAGAUGCCAGUGACCAGCACAUCGUGGACGUGGUACUGAAGAUGCUGCAAGAGCAACUGGCAGAGGUAGCUGUGAGUGCCAAGCGGGAAGCCCUGGGUGCAACGGGAAUGAUGGGGCCCCCAGGGCCCCCAGGGCCUCCUGGGUACCCAGGCAAUCAGGGACCUCAUGGGCAUCCUGGCCCUCGGGGAAUCCCUGGCAUUGUAGGAGCCGUGGGUCAGAUUGGCAACACCGGGCCCAAGGGAAAACGCGGAGAGAAAGGUGAUCGAGGAGACAUGGGACGUGGACAUCCUGGGAUGCCUGGGCCCCCGGGGAUCCCAGGCCUCCCUGGCCGGGCUGGCCAGGCAAUCAAUGGCAAGGAUGGAGAUCGAGGAUCCCCAGGGGCUCCAGGAGAGAUGGGCCACCCAGGCCUGCCAGGCCCUGUGGGGCUGCCUGGCUUCUGUGAGCCUGCAGCCUGCCUUGGAGCCUCAGCCUACGCCUCUGCCCGCCUAACGGAGCCAGGAUCCAUCAAAGGGCCAUGAGCAUCAGGCUGGGAUAGAGCCUGCUGGGCAUGCUGGAGAGAAAGAACCAGGUCCCCUCUGGGUGGAUGUGCACCCCACCCUCCAGCCCAGGAAA